AUGAUCCUUGACACGCUUCCCCUCCUUGGGGCCUCUGCGCUGCUCCUAUUUGUCAUCCAUCACCGCUUCUUCCACCCUCUUCGCCAUGUCCCCGGUCCGUUUUAUAUCUCGGUCAGCCCGCUAUUCCUAUACGUAAUCUGCUAUCUAGGAAUCGAGGGCCAUGUUCUUCGUUUCCUUCACCGUCGCUAUCGCACCCCUGUCCUCCGGGUAGGACCGAACAGCGUCUCGAUAUCCGACAGCAGCGCCCUCCGCGACAUCUACAUCACUAACGGUGGCUUUCCCAAGGAUGCGCGCUACCAAAACUUCAACCUGGGUCCCAUCGUCUCUAUCUUCUCCGCUAUUGAUCCCGAAUAUCGUGACCAACGCGCCAAAGCUGUGGCCCCCCUCUUUGCUCCCGCCCGUGUUCGAUCCUCCUGCGCCCCUAACGAACCCAUUGGACAAUCCAUCGCCCAGUUCAUGCGAUGUCUCAGCAUAUAUCAAGUCGAAAAGAUUCCUUUCGAUCUGGUUGACCUCUGCGCCCGGCUCUCCAUCGAUGUCGUAACAGAAUAUCUCCUCGGCCAACCCUACGGGGGCUUCGCAGAAACCGCCCACCUUUCCGCACCGGAACAGCAGGGCACCAAGCUCAGCGCCAACCCCUUCAUCUUCGCCAUAGUCGGGUUCUCGCGCUUCUCCCUCCUCCCAAACUGGCUCUUCCAGCAAGUCUACCGUCUCGCAGCCCGCCUAACCUUAACUGAAGAAGCCAUCCGAUCCUUCCAUAAGUUGGACACAUUCGCUACACAAGUGAUGUCUCACGUCGAUUCCACACCUCCAACAGCAACAUACCAAUCGCGCCUGCUAUCAGCCGGGAUCUCUCCCACAGAAACAGCAGCUCAAUGUAAAGCUAUCGUCUUCGCGGGGGCAGACUCUACCGCUGUGAUGCUCACUACUAUUCUCUUCCACCUAAUUCAAAAUGAGGACGCGCGCCACACUCUUGCCGCUGAGAUCAGCGCUCAUCGCCAGAAGUCCCCGGCCUUUGACCCGGAAUCUGUUCCCUACCUUCGCGCCGUUGUGAAAGAGGGUCUGCGGUUGGGCAUGGCAAACCCUACCCGCCUCACCAGGGUUAUUCCGCCCUCAACCAAUCUGCAGGUGGGAGGAUAUACUCUGCCUCCCGGCACGGUGGUAGGAUGCGCUGCAUACACGCUGCACCACGACCCGGAGGUAUUUCCGGAGCCGUUUGAAUUUAGGCCGGAGCGGUGGUUGGAGGGCGGGAAGGAUACCGGGCUGGGGAGACCGAAUAUGGAGAGGAAUAUGAUGCCGUUUGGGGUGGGUUUGAGGGCUUGUAUUGGGAAGAAUCUUGCACUCAGGCAGCUCUAUGAGACGGUGUCCGCGGUGAUAAUCGAAUGGUUUAACGGGGAAAUUCGUGGGCAUUGCUUGGACGUUGACUGGGAAUAA
Molecule: messenger RNA, 1431 nt
Organism: Aspergillus caelatus
Lineage: Eukaryota; Fungi; Ascomycota; Eurotiomycetes; Eurotiales; Aspergillaceae
Product: cytochrome P450
Exons: 2
Coding region: 1-1431 (476 amino acids)
Molecular function (GO): iron ion binding; heme binding; oxidoreductase activity, acting on paired donors, with incorporation or reduction of molecular oxygen
Source: RefSeq, a predicted model, not a curated record